UUCCACUCCACCAAGUAUAGCUCCUCCCCAUUCAAAAAAGAAAAGGUGUAGCUCUUCUGGUGCCAUGAGAUUCCCUGUCUUCUCCAAAGGCUCACAUGCUUUCUCCUCCUCUCUCUAAAGGUUGACCUCUGUAGAGAAUCGUGGAGCUUGUUCACAAGCAACAGAGAGAGAGAGGGAGGGGGGGAGGGAGGGAGGUAGGGAGAGUUGGGCCAGUGGGUGCUUGUUGUUGCUUUGUGGGGGGAGAGAGAGCUAGUAUAUCGGAGGAUAUGGAUAGGGGGCUCGUCCACGGAUCAUCACCACUGGUGGGGGAGAUGGGGGAAGGCCAUGGAUGGCGGAGCAUGAAUAAUUUGAGGCCUCCCUUUGAGCAGAACAAUCCUUCUGUUUCCUUGGCCUCCACCAGCACAUCAAUCUGCUCCUCCCCGAUCAAUUCGUUUUCGUCUCUGCUCCUCUCGAAUCACUAUCCACUGCCUACAAACAGCACUGCGCCUUGGCACGACAGCAGCAACAGCAAUCAAGUUCUUCAGCUCCAAGAUCCAUGGAACCACUUCAUGGCAACAAAUGGUCAAUUAGCAAAUGAUGAGGUGAGGCACAAAGCUUUGGAAGGCCAGGCGUUGUUUCCUGCUACAACCACCGGAGAAGGGGAAGAAGGUGAUGGGAGCAGCGCCGCCGGCCACAUCUACAGCAACACCGCUCGGCAUGGGAGCAGCCUAGCUGGUGAUGAGUUCCAAUUGGCAAUGUCCUCUCCAUCUCCAUGGUCCAGGGGUGUUCAGCACUACCACAACACCCUGCAGCAGCAAGCUUCCUCCAUCACCUCCACCACCUCCCUCGGAAACAACAUGUUGGACUUCUCAAACAACGGCUCGCCACGUGAGUGCACGAGCACAGCAUCUGGAGCAGCUUUCAAGAAGGCUAGGACCCAAGAACCCUCCCCGGCUCAAUCUACUGUUAAGGUGAGAAAGGAGAAGCUAGGGGAUAGAAUAACUGCCCUUCACCAGCUCGUCUCCCCAUUUGGGAAGACUGACACUGCGUCUGUACUCCUUGAAGCCAUUGGGUACAUCAGAUUCCUACACGGUCAAAUUGAGGGCCUGAGCUCGCCGUACCAGCCGGGCGGCGGCGGCGGCGGCGACGGAGGAGGGGGCUCCGGCGGCUCCAAGCAGCGGCACCAGGCCAGCGUGCAACAGAGAGAAAGGAGCAGCAUAUUUCCUGAAGAGCCUGGCCAGCUGCUACAUGGCAAUGCCACGAGGAAGAGAGGAGCCCCCGACCAGGAGGAUGGAGACGGCGGCGAGGAAGCUAAGAACGAUCUGCGGAGCAGGGGGCUCUGCCUCAUCCCGUUGAGCUGCGCGCCGGACUUCGGCGCCGACGUCGGGCCGGCUGACUACUGGACGGUGGCGCCGCCUUUCGGGAUGGGGUUCGGCCGGUAGAUGAACGGGGUUAGUGAUCAUGCAAGCGGCCGUCCGAGCUGCCGGGAGCCGGCCAUGGAGGGUCCGUAUGGGAGUGCCAGGAUACAUACCUGCUGCCUUGCAUGCAUGCAUGCAUGCAUGGGCUGCAUUGCGCGCGUCGACAGCAUACCCAUGCCGCUGAAAAAUUGUUGAUGUGCAUUCGUCUGCUGGUGAAUGAUGAGUCCACGUCCAAGAGAGGAUAGUGUACGUAACUGGUACGUAGUUUGCGACCUGGUUAGAACCACCUUCGGAAGUCUUGUAAGUGAGCAUGCAAGCAUGCGUCUCACCUGCUCGCAUGUCUGGAUUGGUCUGGUUGGAUGAUGUAUAAUGUGUAUCCCCUGCUUAACUAGUGCAAUGUGCAACAUUUAACAAAGAAUUUCAUAUGUA
Molecule: messenger RNA, 1826 nt
Organism: Hordeum vulgare subsp. vulgare (domesticated barley)
Lineage: Eukaryota; Viridiplantae; Streptophyta; Magnoliopsida; Poales; Poaceae
Product: transcription factor bHLH68-like
Exons: 9
Coding region: 267-1421 (384 amino acids)
Biological process (GO): regulation of transcription by RNA polymerase II
Cellular component (GO): nucleus
Molecular function (GO): DNA-binding transcription factor activity, RNA polymerase II-specific; protein dimerization activity; RNA polymerase II cis-regulatory region sequence-specific DNA binding
Source: RefSeq, a predicted model, not a curated record